Messenger RNA from Exophiala viscosa, 1425 nucleotides. RefSeq lists its product as uncharacterized. The coding region runs from base 231 to 1241 and encodes 336 amino acids. The record is from RefSeq and is a predicted model, not a curated record. Gene Ontology annotation, cellular component: Vma12-Vma22 assembly complex. Gene Ontology annotation, biological process: vacuolar proton-transporting V-type ATPase complex assembly. Lineage: Eukaryota; Fungi; Ascomycota; Eurotiomycetes; Chaetothyriales; Herpotrichiellaceae. The transcript has a single exon.
GGCGAGAGGAACAAUUAUUCGCAUUAUUCCGCAGCGGCGGCUUUUUAUUAGCAUUGCGUCAAUAAUCGCGGCCAUUGGCGCAACAGACAUACGUUAUGACCGAGGCCGAUCCCUCAACAAGGCUGCCAUCGAAGCCACCAACUAUGCGCGACCGAUCAUAGACGUCCAGCAAGGCCAGUCUCAAUUUUCAAGGCUGGUGAUUUACGAGUUGUCACACUAACAGCAAGCAAAUGGCAACGCAGCUCCCUUCCCCUCCGUCCACGCCUCAACCUGAGAGCAAAGACGGCCCAGUUGCUGUGGAAAAAGAUGUCUUUCCAGCUGUAGAACCAGAAGAGCUCGGAGACGAAACACCACUCUCCGAGCGUCUGGAUCGACUCCUCGAGUCAUACCUACAACUCCUAGAUACAUACACCAUCCUCCGCGAGCAUUUAUCCAAGGAUCUAUCCGCAGGCUUCUUCGCCCUCGCCUCAUCAAAUCGAAACUCAUCACUAGGUCCCGGCCGACGAUACGGCGAGGAAGGAUACGACCAGCGGAUGAAAGCUUUACGGACCGUACGAUUCGAGCCGAAAACAACUUACCCUUCAAUCAAGGCUGCAAGAGAAGAACCGGAGAUCAGCACAGAGGAAACAGCACAAGUCAAGGAGGAAACAUCGACUGAAGGACAACCCGCGGAGACUCCUUCAGACCCUGGAACACAACUGGGAGGUAUCCCUUCCAAAACGAAGUCACAGGAAAACGAUAAGCAAAAUGACUCGAAAUCAUCGUCCCCAUCAAACCCGACACACAACCCGUCUCACCACACACUCUGCUACAACUAUACCAUCCACACCAGCACGCCACCACCGACAUCCAAGGACCCGUUAAAGUGGUACGGCAUCCUCGUCCCGCCACCGCUACGACAGUGCCAGACACACUUUCGAAAUGCGGUCUCAUCCACAAUACCAGACCUUCUCAGCACGACGUCGGAGAUGCAACUACUCGAAAAACAGAUCUGGGAACUUCGUCGUGAACUAGGACUGACAGAAGGACAUGAGCAGCACGGAACGAUUGCGAAAACCUGCGGUCAAGAAACGCAAGAAAACGGAGAAGGAGACGAUGAUCCUUUGCUCUCUUCAAUGUCUCCGAGCAAAGACGAGUCUACUUCGCGGAAGCAGCUGCCUUUAAGAAAGGCCUCACUGCUGUCGCCGUCAUCUCCAACAAGACCUGCCGAACCUCGAUCUCGUAUCCUGAAGCUCGGCUAAGCCGUCAUGAAGACUGUCUCAGAUCGUAAUGUGGAGAUUGAGUUCCGCGAUCUCUCAACACCAAGUGUUCGAGACAUAAAGUCUAAAUACUUAAUCGACCAGUUGAUUCUGGCUGCCCAAAUAUCUAAGUUGCCUAUAUCUGUAGAGCAUGCGGAAGCACACUUCAUAACUCUAGACUAAAACC